AAAACGCUGUCGCUGUCUCGCUGCUUCUCGAUCAUUUUUGAAAGCGCCGCUGGGUCUCCCUCAAUCUCCACCAAGACGGCAGUGAAGACGGCGGCGACGGCGAGUGGCGGACUGAGGAGAAGAAGGGUGAGGAAGACAAUCUAAAAAAGGGUAGUUUGGUGUUGGGCUCCUUAUGAUCAACUAUGUUCAUGGAAGUAAAUUGCAAAGAAUGGAAAAUGGAGAAUUUAGGCAGAGUGAAUCAAAGGAGAAAAUCGUUGCUAUUUAUUCAGAUUUUAUGAGGAGAAUUGGACAAUAUGAUGAACUAGUGUCUACUGGUAGCCGGUUGGUUGUUAGCUUUCAGCAAGCACUUGGGUUCUUAGGGCGGGCUCCAAUUGAUAAGACGUCUACAUUGGUGGAACGCAUUAUCAAUGCUCAUGGAUCAAGAAGGGUGUUGUCUUAUUUUGAAGCUGGAUGUGCCAACAGUCAUGACAGGGUACAAAAUGUGAGCAAGUUGCAUACAUGCCACGUUGGACUUCAGGACUAUACAAGUAAAGCUAAAGAAGUUGUCGAUGAACUUGAAUUCCUUCUGGGCAAUGCAGCAUCUGUUGUGCAAACUUCAAAGGCGAAAGGUGGAGACGAUAUUAGCUUUAACUCAGAUUCAUGUAUUACUUCUAGUCUGCAAACUGCAAAGGAGAAAGAUGAAGAUAUCAGUUGCAACUUAGAUUCGUGCAUUACUUCAAUUGACCAAGAAAGACCUGAUGUUGCAGACUAUGCUAGCAUGAUGGCUAUUAUAUACAGCAUGGUGAAACAAGACCACACAAUGCAGGUCCGAAUAGUCUCCUCCCUUAACCACAAGUCUUCACAGGGAGAACUGGAGACCUAUUGCCAGAUGUGGUCUCUGCGGCCGUUUGUAGAUGACGACAUAAUGCAUAAAGCUUGGAAUCUCGUUCCCGGACGCUGAGACCAUUCUAGCAAAGUGAGGACGUUGCCGUGCCCAACUUCCCCGUCUCUAUGGACCUACGGCAUGACUAGAGAUAUCAAAAUAUUCGCACACAGCUGUUGGGGUUAGAUUAUUAAUGUCUGAUUUUUUUCGAACCUCUAAUUUUUGUUCGGUCGCUCAAAUCUAUAUUAAUUUUGUUGAAGAGACAUAAAUUUUAAAAGUUGCAUGCAUCACUAUGAACUUAAACUUGA
Messenger RNA from Salvia miltiorrhiza (redroot sage), 1170 nucleotides. RefSeq lists its product as uncharacterized. Lineage: Eukaryota; Viridiplantae; Streptophyta; Magnoliopsida; Lamiales; Lamiaceae. The transcript has 9 exons. Bases 173 to 940 code for a protein of 255 amino acids. The record is from RefSeq and is a predicted model, not a curated record.